GGAAGUGGACUGUCACUCUGGCUGUGUCCUUGUUAGCUAACGAGCUAGUUAGCUGCCACAAUAGGCGAGCAAAUGUGUUCCUUUUGGAAAGAUGAAUCAAACCGUGCUUAAAGAGACAUUUUGAAAGAGAUUAGUGUUAACCCGCUGUUGAUAACGGCGCCAUGUUGCGUGUCGGGAGUAAAGCUGCCUGCGUGGCCUGCAGGAACCUGGUCUCCACCAACAUGGGAGUGAGAUUUCGGGUACCGCUGCAGAAGCUGCACCCUCUAUCCCGUGCCAUCCACCACCGCUACUCUGGAAACACCAACCCCCAGCGUCCACCUCAUCGCACGGCAGCCCGCUAUUUUACCUCCAUGUCACGGUUGCCCAUGCGGCCUCCCAAGCCUCCCCCAGGGUCAGGGGGCCGUGGCCACCAGCAGCAGCGCAACUUCUGGGUGGCCCGCCUCGCUGCCCGGCUGCUAAGGCUUCGAUACAUUCUGCUGGGGUCCGCAGUGGGAGGAGGAUACACUGCUAAAAAGACCUAUGAAGAGUGGAAGGACAUGCUGCCUGAUUUUAGUGAAUACAACUGGGUCAUUCCUGAUUUUGUCUGGGAACUGAGUGAACAAAUUGAUCUUGAUAAACUGGCCAAAGCUCUUCCAGAGAUGGAGGAAGUAGCCAAACUACUACCUGACUUCGACAAGAUAGGCGAGAACUUCACUUUCCUCAAAAGCCUCCUGUCGUCUGGUGUGAGUUUGGGUAGUGAAGUCAAAGGAGCUUCUGGUCUGCAUCUGUUGUUAGAAACCUCAGGCGAUCCUCCACUAAAAGCCACAGACUCCUCUGCUGCAGCCACACAAGAUGGCAGCGACAAGCAGUACAAAAAGGGUCUGCUCGGCGAGCUCAUUCUUAUUCAGCAGCAGAUCCAGCGGCACGAGGAGGAGGUCCGGCGGGCCGCGGCAGCCAAUAGCGCGCGUCCCCCACCGCCAGAGCCUGCUCCCAGUCCGCCUCCGAACCCGAGCCCCCCUCAACAGAAACGCAAGUCAUCAGACAAGGAAAAGAUAGACCAGCUUCAAGAAGAACUUCUCCGUACACAGCUAAAAUAUCAACGGAUGCUGGAGAGACUGGAGAAGGAGAAUAAAGAGUUAAGGAAGGUGGUGCUGCAAAAAGACGAUAAAGGGAUUCAUCAAAGGAAAGUGAAGAAAUCCCUCAUUGACUUGUAUUCUGAAGUGCUGGACAUCUUGUCUGACUACGAUGCCAACUACAACACCCAGGACCACCUACCCAGGGUGGUUGUGGUCGGGGAUCAGAGUGCUGGAAAGACGAGUGUGCUGGAGAUGAUAGCCCAGGCCAGGAUCUUCCCCAGGGGCUCAGGAGAGAUGAUGACCCGCUCUCCUGUCAAGGUAACACUAAGCGAAGGCCCCCACCAUGUGGCCUUGUUUAAGGACAGUGGCCGAGAGUUUGACCUUACCAAGGAGGAGGAUCUGGCUGCACUGAGGCGUGAGAUUGAGCUGAGGAUGAGGAAGAGUGUGAAGGAGGGACAGACCGUCAGCAGUGAGACAAUAUCCCUGAGUGUCAAAGGCCCCGGCAUCCAGAGGAUGGUGCUUGUUGAUUUACCAGGAGUCAUCAGUACUGUGACUACAGGCAUGGCAACAGAUACUAAGGAAACCAUCUUCAGCAUCAGCAAGGCCUACAUGCAGAACCCCAAUGCAAUCAUCCUCUGUAUUCAGGAUGGCAGUGUGGAUGCAGAGAGGAGCAUUGUCACAGACUUGGUGAGCCAGAUGGACCCCCAGGGGAAGAGGACCAUCUUUGUCCUGACCAAGGUGGACUUGGCUGAGAAGAACCUGGCCAGCCCGAGCAGAAUCCAGCAAAUAGUCGAAGGAAAACUGUUUCCCAUGAAGGCCCUGGGCUACUUUGCAGUGGUGACCGGAAAAGGGAGCAGUGGUGAAAGCAUAGACUCCAUUAAAGACUACGAGGAAGACUUCUUCCAGAACUCCAGAUUACUAAGGGACGGCAUGCUGAAGCACCACCAGGUGACCACAAAGAACUUGAGUCUGGCCGUCUCUGACUGCUUCUGGAAGAUGGUCAGGGAGUCUGUUGAGCAGCAGGCUGAUGUCUUUAAAGCAUCUCGCUUCAACCUGGAGACAGAAUGGAAGAACAACUAUCCUCGUCUGAGAGAGCUGGACAGGAAUGAACUCUACGAAAAGGCCAAAAAUGAAAUCUUGGAUGAAGUCAUUAGUUUGAGUCAAGUGACCCCACAACACUGGGAGUCCAUCUUGCAGAAGAAGCUGUGGGAACGUGUUUCCACCCAUGUGAUUGAGAACAUCUACCUGCCUGCUGCCCAAACAAUGGACUCGGGCACCUUUAACACCACCGUCGACAUCAAGCUCAAGCAGUGGACCGACAAGCAGCUUCCACACAAAGCACUGGAGGUUGCCUGGGAGACGCUGCAGGAAGAGUUUGCCCGCUUCAUGGCUGAAUACAAAGGCAAAGACCAGGACGACAUUUUUGACAAGUUGAAGGAGGCUGUGAAGGACGAGAGCAUCAAGAGGCACAAGUGGAAUGAGAGGGCCAUGGACAGCCUGAGGGUGAUCCAACACAAUGCCCUAGAAGACCGCUCCAUCACAGACAAGCCUCAGUGGGAUGCAGCAAUACAGUUCAUGGAGGAAACCCUGCAGUCACGCCUCAAAGACACUGAGUCAGUAAUCAGAGAUAUGGUGGGUCCAGGCUGGAGGCAGAGGUGGUUCAACUGGAUCAAUCGCACACCAGAUCAGCACAUUCGUAAUGAAACGAAAAAUGAGCUGGAGCGCUUGCUGAAGUUACACGAUGAGCAUACAGCCUACUUGGCCAAUGACGAGGUCACCACAGUUCGGAAGAAUCUGGAGGCGCGAGGAGUUGAAGUUGACCCUGUGCUGAUCAAGGACACGUGGCAUCAGCUGUAUCGACGACACUUCUUGCAGAAGGCGCUGUCUCACUGUAACCUCUGUAAGAGAGGUUUCUACUACUACCAGAGACACUUUGUUGACUCUGAGUUGGAGUGCAAUGAUGUGGUACUGUUCUGGAGGAUCCAGAGGAUGCUGGUCAUCACAGCCAACACUCUCCGACAGCAGCUCACCAAUACUGAGGUGCGCCGACUGGAGAAAAAUGUGAAGGAGGUGCUGGAUGACUUCGGGGAGGACAUGGAGAAGAAGACCCACCUCAUCACUGGACGCCGAGUCCAGCUGGCCGAGGAUCUCAAGAAAGUUCGAGAGAUCCAGGAGAAACUUGAAGCCUUCAUAGAAGCUCUUCACAAGGAGAAAUAAGAGAACCAGAACUAUUGACAGUAAAUGUAUGGAUCACAACAGAUAAAUGCACUGAACAAAGACAACUCAAUCUGUAAAUGACCGCCAUCGCGCCCUGACCCCGCCCACACCUCUCACUUGAUUUUAAUACCCACGGCUUGGCUUCCUGUCCUCUUUGAUGCUGACGGAAACGUGGACCUGAACUGAAGGAAACAGUUUUCACGCUCUCUCUCUUUGUUUUCUCUUUCGAACUGUCCUGGGCCGAGAGGGCGGGACUUCUGCACAGGAGCCCAAACAGCAUCCGAUCGGGAGGAAAACGAGAAGCGUUCACAGUGCCGUCAGACACCUGACCUCUCAUUUUCAAUAAAUGAGGAUUGUGCUCAUGUUUAUCCCCUCCAGUUUUUCUUUUUUUUUUCCAUCUGAUGGUGUCUGUGUACGUGUGAUUAGAAGAGUGUGUGUCUUCACUGAUCUCUGUACAAAGAAACACCAUUGGCGCUGUUCCUGAUGGGUGAAACAGCCUUGAAUUUCAUAUCCUUAUCUCGCCUGGUGCUCCUAAAAUACACCAUGGUCCCCACCUGGUAUACGUUUUUUACAUUUACCAGCUCUUUUUAGUUGCACUUAGGGUCCAAAAGCACUUACGUUAUCAAUCCAAACUGCAGCUCUGCUCUGCGUUUAUGCUCCACAUACACUUAAAUAUGACAGCGUUUAGCUCCAGCAGAGGUUUACACCUGAAAUCUAUAAAAAUGAAAGUAGCUACCUGGUGUAUUAUUCAGCUUCCCUCCUCUCAAAGCUCACCACAACCACUCAUUAACAAUCAGUCCAGCUCUGAAAUUUACGGAAACAAUGUUAUGCAUAGAUUUAUUUCUUUAAAAAUUGAUCUAAUGGGGUUUAUUUGACAAUACAAUGUUUUUACGUCUGCCAAAUGCUUGUAAUGUCCUGGUCAUGCCACUUUUUGUUUCUGUCUUUGUCUCUUUGUGUGUGUGAUGUUUGCACUUGCAUUAUUGUACAUUCACUUUUCAUCUGUACUCUCCUCAUGUUGCAGCUGACUGAUAAUAAUACAGCUUCCAAACAAAUGAUAGGACAUCCUCUUAAACGGUAAUUCACAGGGGAAGUUGGGGUUGUCUCUAUGUGUUUCCGAUCCGCACCAGGUUUGACGUCCUUAUGUUUAUUUGGCAGCACAGUUAGGUCUAUCUUUAUGAACUCAGCACAGGUGCAGCUGCACUUUUCCUCUCCUGUCUGUGACUAAAUGGUCAUUUAGAUCUUACACCUCUUGCUGCGUGAGGAACGAGAUCACACAUCCAGAAACUGAGAAAAACAGUUAUCGUCCUUUGUAAAUGAACAGGAAGCUCAAGGUUAAGAAAACAGAUAAAUAUCUCACAUGCUGGUCAGUAAUUUUAAACUGAAAGUGUACGCUUUUGUCAUCUCACUGAUUCCUCUACAAGUCAAAGUCCAGGCUGGACGUCUGCACACUGCACCCAGUCUUGUGCUUCUUCCUCGUUCUCAUCUUGAGCCCCUUAUCUCACAUCUCUUCUGACACUUUGCAUCACCCACGUAGCUUGAAAAACUCUGACCGAAAUCGGGUUGAGAGACUUGUCUUAACCCUAUCAAUUCAUUCAUGUGUAUAUGGGUACAGUACAUAAAUAUAUAUAUAUAAAGUAUAUAAAGUUAACGGGAAGUCGAGCUACUAUCAUGUACAGCACGUGUUUGCAAAUUGAGCAACUUGUGUAACAGAAAAUCGGUGGGUUGGUUCAAAACAAUGUUUUAUGUUGUAGAAAGUAAUGUUUGCAUGGUGUACCCCAUCAGAUGUGCUUUAUUUAUUAAAUUUGUGUUUAAAAGAAAAAAAAAAGUGAAUAAAAUUGACAAAUAAAAAUGACCUUUUUUCAUGA
Molecule: messenger RNA, 5137 nt
Organism: Epinephelus lanceolatus (giant grouper)
Lineage: Eukaryota; Metazoa; Chordata; Actinopteri; Perciformes; Serranidae
Gene: opa1
Product: OPA1 mitochondrial dynamin like GTPase
Biological process (GO): mitochondrial fusion; intracellular distribution of mitochondria; mitochondrial fission
Cellular component (GO): mitochondrial membrane; mitochondrial intermembrane space; microtubule
Molecular function (GO): GTP binding; microtubule binding; GTPase activity
Source: RefSeq, a predicted model, not a curated record